UUCAACAGCGGAGGAAAGGAGAACGGGGCGUAAAUGGGGCAUGCUCAAUGAAUCUUGUUACGAUAAAUCAAUUAAUAGAGGAAGCGACGUUCAAUCAAUGAUACGAUGGAUUCUAACAACUACGUUGAGAAUUAGGUUAAGUUUGAAAGAAAAAGGUUUGUGGCACACGCCAUAAGUUGCCCCUCCUGACGGCGGACGAUCGUCCCGUCCCCCUGCCAACGUAUCUGUCACCUACUAAGCUCAUUAUUAACCUUCUUACUUCUAAAUUCAAUUGAGCCUCUUCAACGCCAAACGCAAGCUGCCUAGAUACCUGGCGAUAUGGAUGAGAUCUUUUAUGAAUUAUAGCCUCCCACUUUGGGCAUCGUGACCUACUUAUCCUAACGAGCGAGUACCAUGUCAUGAGCUACAUACCUCGCUCUUCACGCAUAGUUUAAUGUACAUGCUUAUGCAUUAAUAUCCUGGUUCAUUCAUACUGGACACUUCGACAUGGCUAUUAGGGCCUCUGAGAAGGCAACGCCCAAUUUCACGGUUCGGCGUCAAGAUCAGCUGAAUUGGAACGUCAGGCGAUCGAUUGCCAAUGUCGACGAUGGAAAUCGAUUGAAGUCCAAGCUAGUAUUGGCUUUACUGUGCCUACUAUCGUUAGUAUGGUUGGCAAGAAUAUACUCGGGUCUUCCUCUCCUAACUUCUUCAACAAUAAACCCAGCCAGCCGAUCCGAAUUGGAAUUGUUUCAAGGUUCAUCCAAUGCACCCAACUCACCUGAAGUAUUGGAGUGUUUUCAAGUUUCCCAGCCGGUGUUGAGCCCCGAUGGUCUACCUUCAAAGUCGACAGCCAGUGUCGGGCAAAGAGCUGCAAGGGAAGAUGACCCCGAUAAGUCUUGCUCGGUCUUAUUGAUGGAUCAUGUUUUUGGGUUUAGUUAUGGCAAGCCUUUCGUCGGAACUUAUACGCCACCAGAUUGUCCUUUCAAUCGAAUUAUUAUGAACUUGACUGUAGUUUCACAGGGUCGCCAAUUUGACCGCCUAGCACUGAUGUAUUUCGGCGAUACCGAGGUAUGGCGGACUUCAACUGCGGAACCAACUCAACCGCCCGGGAUUCGUUGGACCUUCUUAAAGGAUAUGUCGGAAUAUUUGUACUUUUGGAAAUCUCCCCAGAAGUUGAUCUUCGAUCUAGGGAACUUGCUGGAUGAUAAAUACACCGGAUCAUUCAAUGCUACCCUGACUGCGACCUUCUUCCUGGCCAAUGCCGAAACUGGUAAACCUCCGGCUGACAUGAUUAUCCCUGUAUCCGCGAGAAAGGCGGCAGAAAAUGGGCCAAGCCAUUUCACAUUACCGACAGAAAAUGCAACAAAUACGAUGAGCCUUCCCCGAAAUGUCAAUAGAGCUGUCUUCUCCAUAUCUGCUAAUGGACAGGCCGCCGAGGAGUUCUGGUGGGGCAAUGUUCUUCAAAGCGAUGUCGACACGUUCAGCCAGACUACGGGGAAGUUGCUCGGUCUGUCACCCUUUCGCGAGGUCCAGUUGCUUAUCGACGGCAGCCUCGCGGGGAUCCAAUGGCCCUUUCCGGUGAUAUUCACCGGUGGAGUGGUACCUAGCUUGCAUCGACCUAUCGUGGGUUUACAAGCCUUCGACUUAAGAGAGCAUCAAAUCGAUAUUACUCCAUUUCUUCCUCUGCUAUGCGACGGGGCCGAACACACAUUCGCAAUCAAAGUUGCCGGGCUGAAUGAUCGGGAUAAUGCCAGCACUACGCUGACAGAUACCGUCAAUGACAGCUGGUAUGUCACAGGCAAAAUCUUCCUAUGGUUAGACGAAGAAGGUUCGGUCACCACCGGUGCUAGCGCCGUAGUGGAGUACGAUGAGCCAACCAUUUCACUCUCUCACCGUGUCACGCAGAAUGCCACUGGUUUCAACGAGACUUUGGCUUUUGAAACAUUCGUCGAGAGAACACUGACUGUCAGAUCAACUAUCAAUUCAAAGAGCUACACUGGAGAAAGUACUUGGUCUCAAAUCCUUUCGUAUUCAAACCGAGCAGUGGUGUCAAACUUUGGAUUUACCGAGAUUAACAAUUUCACCAUUACCGGAGUCGAUUCUUCGACAGGGUCUAGCACCCCAUAUAAGACCGUCUAUACGUAUCCUCUGUACUGUAAUCAAACAGUCUCAACGUCCUCGCAGGGUAACCUAACAAUAAGUGCGCAUUUGAUACAAGGGUUCCAGCUUCAGGUUGAAGGCAGUCCCGUCUUCCCAACAGGUCUAGAGGCGUUCGAAGACGUCUCUGCUACUAGAAAGGGCCCGUAUGCCGUGUCACAUUUGAACACCUACCGCGACGGCACAGCAUUCUUCUCUCAGACGGGGGAUCGUAAAAGUAGCUUCGGCUAUGGUACAACCAACCAGGUUUUCCGCUUCGGUGGUUCUGAUAGCAGUGGCACUCACGACACCGAUGGUGAUAUCGACGAGCUCUAUUUCCGAAAUGUAACAGCAGCAAACGGUACUAUAUUGUCCGAUUCCGAGAGGAUAAAGGGCAUGGAGACAUAUAGUUUCAAGCGAAAAUGGCAACCUAACAGCCUCCCAGAGGCAUCGUUGGCCUUGUUCGCUCAUACUUCUGAUGUGGCCAGAGGAUUUAAAACACCAGCAGGGAAAGGUAUCGAUUAUAAUGGGAUGUACGAAUUACCUUUAGUACAGGUUCAGAUUCCAUAG
Annulohypoxylon truncatum is the source of this 2685-nucleotide messenger RNA. RefSeq lists its product as uncharacterized. Lineage: Eukaryota; Fungi; Ascomycota; Sordariomycetes; Xylariales; Hypoxylaceae. The coding region runs from base 487 to 2685 and encodes 732 amino acids. The record is from RefSeq and is a predicted model, not a curated record. The transcript has 2 exons.